AGCCUGUAGCAUCGUCACGGGGUAGUGCCGCGGCAAUGCAUGGGGUACUCGUAUCAGGGAGAAAGAGAUGCCAAGAAUAAUGGGGGGCCUGCAUAUAAUUGUCGGCUCCAGCGUUACUGGACUCGCUUCCCCCGACGCGGGAAAUGACCACUGGGUCGAAUGUCGACUGUGACAUCUUCACCAAAAGGCAUACGAUAAUACUCUGAAACAUGAACCCGGCGAUCUGGACCAGAGGUUCGAAUAUUCGCCAAUAUUCCUAGUCGUCUCAGCACCAUACUUGCUAUCUGACAACCAUGGCGUCCCCCGUGCUUCUGGCCAGUGCUCUUCUCACAGCUAGUUUCUUGCUGUAUGCCUACAUGUUCGUAGGUAGACGAGGUCACAAUUUCCCAGAUGGACCGCCAACAUUACCUAUCAUAGGUAAUUUGCAUCAACUUCCCAAGCAGAAGCUCUAUCUUCAGUUCACCGAAUGGGCAAAGAAGUAUGGUGGCUUGUACACUAUCAAGCUCGGACCUGGUACCGUGGCGGUCCUCACAGACCGACGGAUCAUCAAACAGCUUUUGGAGAAGAAGAGCGCGACGUCCAGUAACCGUCCACCAAACGAAGUGGGCCGUAUUAUCGGCGAAGGCGAUCAUGUACUUCUCAUGAACAACACGCCAGUUUGGCGAGUGAUGAGAAAAGUAAUUCAUCAAGACUUCACGGAAACCCUGUGCGACAAAGAGCACACCAAGAUUCAGCAGGCCGAGAUGGUCCAAUUGCUCCACGACAUGCUCGACACCCCCGACAGUUGGGCGAGUCACCUCAAGAGGACCACGAAUAGUAUUGUCAUGAGUGUCGUCUAUGGUAUUCGCUCUCCGUCGACUGAGGCACCUCACAUGGAAAGCCUCGAGGCGCUGCUCCAGAAAUGGGCUCGAAUCCAGGAGUUCGGCGCCACUCCUCCCGUCGACAUAUUCCCCUUUCUGAAAGCGAUCCCAGAACGCUUCCUCGGCAAGUGGGUGACCCGCGCCACUGUUGUCCACGACGAGAUGCAUAAGCUCUACACUGGUCUCCUAAACUCCGUCCUGAAAAGGCGCCAGGCCAUUGGAUCUCAGUUCACCGUUCUGGAUCGGCUGUUGGAUAACCAGGAGAAAAGUGGCCUAACUACCCACCAAAUUACAUUGCUUUCGGGCGUCACGAUCAAAGGGGGGUCCGAUACCUCGGCAUCGGUUCUCACAUCGUUUGUUCAAGCCAUGGUUGUGUACCCGGAAGUGCAAAAGAAGGCACAAGCCGAGAUCGAUGCCGUGCUGGGCGAGGACAAGGUACCCGAGUGGUCUGACUACGACAAGUUACCCUACGUGGCGCAGAUUGUCAAGGAAUCCCAUCGAUGGCGACCUGUCGCCCCCCUGUCCGUACCGCAUGCUCUUUCUGAAGAUGAAUGGAUCGACGGUAAAUUCCUGCCAAAAGGCACAAUAUGCUUCAUCAAUGUCUGGGGCUUGCACCACGACGAGUCCAAGUUCCCCAACCAUGAAGUCUUCGAUCCCGACCACUACAAAGGCCGCACACUGCUCGCUGCCGAGUACGCCAAUUCCGCCGACUAUGAGAAUCGCGAUCAUUAUGGUUAUGGCCACGGUCGCCGUCUGUGCCCAGGCAUCCAUUUAGCAGACCGAAACCUUUUCCACGCUAUCUCCAAGAUCCUGUGGGCUUUUAAACUCGAGAAAGCGACCGAUCCGGCGACCGGGAAACCCAUUGAGCCGGAUACCGACGUCGUCACUGGAUACAGGGAGGGUUUGACGGCUUGUGCAUACGACUUCCCUGUCAAACUUACUGUGCGAUCAGAGGCGAGACGUGACGCUAUUGAGAGGGAGUACAAAGAGGCUUGCGCCAAUUUCUUUGCGCAAUAUGAAAAGGCGGACUUCUUCAGCUAGAGAUACCUCCGGCCAUUGUCCUGGCAAUAGGCAGUAAUACCGCUUCGGUG
Molecule: messenger RNA, 1951 nt
Organism: Exophiala viscosa
Lineage: Eukaryota; Fungi; Ascomycota; Eurotiomycetes; Chaetothyriales; Herpotrichiellaceae
Product: putative cytochrome P450
Exons: 6
Coding region: 294-1901 (535 amino acids)
Molecular function (GO): iron ion binding; heme binding; oxidoreductase activity, acting on paired donors, with incorporation or reduction of molecular oxygen
Source: RefSeq, a predicted model, not a curated record